GGCGCCGGCCCCCCGUCAUGUGGAGCGGACGUCACAGGCCUGCACUGUAACCCAAGAAGUGAAAGAGACGGGGACCCUCUGCCCAACUUCGCACCACAACAAAGGCGGGGGUGCCGGCCGCCCCUGCCGUGCUCUCCACGUGAACCAGCGCCCCUCGUAGCCGCGCGUCCUGGGGAAGCUGCGAGCUCUGCUGAGAAUGGAGAGAUAGGACGCCGUCGCGGCGCCCUGCCACACACAGCCGAGCCGCCACCCGCGUGCGCCGUGCCGCCCCUCGGAUGGAUCGCAGCAGGGAAGCCGAGAUGGAGCUGAGGCGGGGCCCCAGCCCCACCAGGGCGGGCAGGGGCCACGAGGUGGACGGCGACAAGGCCUCAUGCCACAGCUGCUGCAUCUGCGGCAAGAGCUUCCCCUUCCAGAGCUCGCUGUCGCAGCACAUGCGCAAGCACACGGGCGAGAAGCCCUACAAGUGUCCCUACUGCGACCACAGGGCUUCCCAGAAGGGCAACCUGAAGAUCCACAUCCGCAGCCACCGCACGGGGACUUUGAUUCAGGGACACGAGCCGGAGGCGGGCGAGGCGCAGCUGGGCGAGAUGCGCGUGUCCGAGGGCCUGGACGCCUGCGCCAGCCCCACGAAGAGCACGUCGGCCUGCAACAGGCUCCUGAACGGGGCGGCGGACGCCGGCAGGGUCCUCAACGGGGCGGCGGCGGACGGCGGCAGGCUCCUGCUGCGGAGCAGGAAGGGCGCGGAGGCGGCGUGCGCGGGGGACGAGGCCAGGGCCGCGGUCCAGUGCUCCUUCUGCAAGAGCCAGUUCGAGCGCAAGAAGGACCUGGAGCUGCACGUGCACCAGGCGCACAAGCCCUUCAAGUGCAGGCUGUGCAGCUACGUGACCCUGCGCGAGGAGUCGCUGCUGAGCCACAUCGAGAGGGACCACAUCACCGCGCAGGUGCCCAACGGCGGCGAGGCGUGCGCGGAGAACGGCAAGCCCGAGCUGAGCCCCGGCGAGUUCCCCUGCGAGGUGUGCGGCCAGGCCUUCAGCCAGACCUGGUUCCUGAAGGCGCACAUGAAGAAGCACAGGGGCUCCUUCGACCACGGCUGCCACAUCUGCGGCCGCAGGUUCAAGGAGCCGUGGUUCCUCAAGAACCACAUGAAGGCGCACGGCCCCAAGGCGGGGAGCAAGAACCGGCCGCGGAGCGAGCUGGACCUCAUCGCCACCAUCAACAACGUGGUCCAGGAGGAGGUGAUCGUCACCGGCCUGUCCCUCUACGAAGUCUGCACCAAGUGUGGGAACCUGUUUACAAACCUGGACAGCUUGAACGCCCAUAACGCCAUCCACCGCAGGGUCGAGGCCAGCCGGACGCGGGCCCCGGCCGAGGAGGGGGACGCGGAGGGCCCCUCGGACACCAAGCAGUUCUUCCUACAGUGCCUGAACCUGAGGCCCUCGGCGGCCGGCGACGUGCCCCCCGGCGGGCAGGCCGGAAGGCGGGUGGCGGAGCUGGACCCCGUCAACAGCUACCAGGCCUGGCAGCUGGCCACCAGGGGCAAGGUGGCCGAGCCGGCCGAGUACCUCAAGUACGGGGCCUGGGACGAGGCGCUGGCCGGGGACGUGGCCUUCGACAAGGACAGGCGCGAGUACAUCCUGGUGAGCCAGGAGAAGCGCAAGCGCGAGCAGGACGCGCAGGCCACACAGGGCCCCCCCAGGAAGAGGGCGAGCGUGCCGGGGGACCCCAUGCUGCCGGGACACCUCGACCCCCGGCCGGCUGCCUCGCGGCCCAGCCGCAGGGCUGCGGCCACCACCGGCCAGGGCAAGUCGUCCGAGUGCUUCGAGUGCGGCAAGAUCUUCCGCACCUACCACCAGAUGGUGCUGCACUCCCGCGUGCACCGCCGCGCGCGCCGGGACAGGGACGGCGGCGGCGACAGGCCCGCGCGCACGCGCUGCGGCUCGCUCAGCGAGGGCGACUCGGCCUCCCAGCCCAGCAGCCCCAGCUCGGCCUGCGCCACCGCCGACUCCCCAGGUUCCGAAGACAGCGGCGAGGAGGGCGUCCCAGAAGCGGCACCAGGGGAGAGACCCUUCUAACACAGGUCCCGCCCAGACAGUGCCUCUCGGAAAGGGACCCCGACGGCAGGCCUCCGACGCCCCCGGGCCUCUUCGCGAUGUUGCCGCAGCCUCCCGCUAGUGACCGCGAGCACCCACCGGUGGAAGGACAGACGGCGGGGGGACUCCCGACCGGACACCUCAAACCCUGGAGCCGCUGUGCUGGAGUGGAGACCGCAGGGAGACGCCUCUCCGCGUUGGACGCUUGGGAAUGGAUGGAGAUGCUGUAUGCUCUAGAGUUAUGUGUAGAUGCCGCGUGCACGUGUGUGCUCGCCGGCCGUAGUCCUGUAUUUUCUUAUGCUGAGCAGUGGCCCUGGCGCGCUGCAGGGGCGCCAGGCAUCUGUCUUAUUCGAGACAAGUUUGAGACACUGGAAAAAGGUACUCGUGUGUGUUGGACAGAGAGGAGAAGGUAAGCACUGUGGCAGGAGCCGCCGGCCCGCUGGGACUGACUAUGCAGACGGUGCCCGAGCAGACGGCGGGGGCUCGAGGCUGCUCACAUGUUACUACUACUGCCUCUCCUGGUCUCAGUGGGUGUUUAAGACAGCGAAUGAGAGAGGAGGCGGCGGCGGCAUUCGGGUGCUGUGGAGGUCAGGCCUGGUGGCCUGGGAGCCGGUGGCAGGACCCCCGCUGGGGUCCCCCAGGCUCCAUGUGGCAUUACCCUCCGGGGCCGUCUGCACUUCCCGUGCUGGCUCCGUGUCCCCGCCACGUGCCCCGAGGGGUCCCGCGAAGGAAACACGCCCCCGGGGAGGAUGCGUGUGCUCUGCUCUGGACAAGAGCGCCGGCUAACACUAAGAAACGCGGGCGGCUUGGUGCAUUCUCAGGACCUUUUUGUGACAGGGCUACGUUCUGCAAACUGCUCGCAAGGGGAGGCGCUGCGUCUUAACACACUGCUCGGCCGCUGAGUCCUCCGGAUUCGGACCUGCCUCAGCGGUGGCAGAAGAAUCCCUGAGCAGAUCGGGGGACCCUAGAUCCCUGGGGUGCUGAUGCUCUGGAAGCUUCUGUCUUCUCCCCCUGCAUCCCUCUCCCCCCUCCCCCCAGCAAGUAGGUGUCUUUUCUCGUUGGGCCUGGUGACCUCCACGGGUCGAGUAACCCCGUCCACGGAGGGUGGGGGUCACCAGGCCUGUGGGUGGGGCGGCUUUAUAUACCUCUUUGUUAGUAACGCAGAUGCAAGUCUUUGUGGUGGGGGUUAGGCCCAUAACAGAGGAUCUUAAACCACGCAGUGUACGCAGUUUAAAUCGUAUUCCACAGAUAGAGAUAUUUUCUUUUCCUGUUGCCGUGGCACUGUGUGUGGCGGCGAUAUUUCUGAGAGUUUCAGACUUUUGCACAUAUGAUUUUAUGCAUUAUCAAAAGUUACUGCUGCCUUGAAUGAAAAUGUUCUGUGAAAGUUUUUGCAAAAGCUUUACUAGGUUUUUUUUUUUUUUUUAAAUUGUGAAAUUUUGUAAAGGCAGGAAAUGGAUUAAAACGAGCAUGCGAAAUAUAUUUUUCAAAAAGAAAAAGCAAUAAUUUUACAUGUACAGAAAUUAUCCUAACCUUUAAUACUGGUGAGAGCGACAGUUUACUUAAUACAGUAAUGGAUUAGUGCAGUUUUUGUAGAAAAUGGGCUUCUGAUACGAGACUUGUUUAAACACACACACACACACAAACCCUGAAGUGUGGUUUCCUUGUUCUAAUUAUUAUAUUAUUAUUAUUAUUAUUGUUGUUGUUGUUGUUGUUGUUAUUAGUUAAUGUUUGGUUCUGGAUUCUACUUGUUACUGAGUUUAAAUUACUUGACGGUUCAGGUUACUUUGCAACACUUGCAAACAAUGCAAUGUAACUGGCUAGCUUAUACAUAUAUAUAUUAUUAUUAUUUUUUUUUUUUUACUUAUUUUUUCCUGAUAUUCUCACACCAGGUAUGUACGAGAAUGACCUGUCCUGUUGGUGGUGUCACUGGGAAUGUCCCGUGCAGAGACUGUUACGUGACUGUCACGGGCUGUUCUGUAAAGUUGUUCUGAGCAAAGUUGCAGAGACACAGUCCUCUGUCCACCUGAGAAACAAAGUAUCUUUCUGUUGAUUUAUGUGGGAUCAUUUCAGUAGUUUUCCCAAAGUGAUAAUUUUUCUGCAUUUUCUGGCUUUUAUUUUCUUGGCUGAAAGUAAGAGGUGGCAGUGAGGAAUGUGCAGGGACUAGUGAUUCGGUCCUGUCUGUUUCCCUGUGUUUUAGUGAUUAAAGAGACGUUCUGUACCCAAAGUGACACAAAGGCGUAGUCUACAUUUUUGCUGUUCCAGGCGCAGCCCGGAAGGCGCGCCGGCGCCCACGGCGUCUUUCCUGCCCGCGAGUCUCCUCCCAGAGGGCCUGGGGGGCGGAGAGGGGCGCGGCCGAGUCCGCUGGCCUCCUGGAGUCCGGCCUCCGGGACAGCGGCGGAGGACGGCCAGCCUAAAUAACGGCGUGCGGAGCGCGGAGACGGGCUUUCCAGGUAGUGAGACUGGAGGGGACCCUGCGAGAACGCCACCCUCCGAGAUCCGCCCCGCGCGGGCCGGAGAUGGAGUUUUUCCUUUCACUGAGCAUCAGUGUUGUAUUGGUUUGUUAAUUCGUUUGUGUCGGUUUGACCAUAGUAUUUAAUAUGAUUUGUGUUUCCUUAUUUAUUUAGCCAGUAUGUUUUGAUUCGCUUUUCUCGAAUGGUAAUUCCCGCAUGAUCCACUUCUGUACGGCGCCUUCUGACUGUUACAGACUCUCUACUACCUCUGCCAGUCUGCUGUUUCCUUGUUUCCUAACAGGAUUUUUACAGUGUUGCGUCUAAUGUAACUUAGACAAUAAAGGGUUUGGUUGUCUACAC
Messenger RNA from Microcebus murinus (gray mouse lemur), 4900 nucleotides. Lineage: Eukaryota; Metazoa; Chordata; Mammalia; Primates; Cheirogaleidae. The record is from RefSeq and is a predicted model, not a curated record.